This is a messenger RNA of Magnolia sinica, 2260 nucleotides long. RefSeq lists its product as uncharacterized. The coding region runs from base 115 to 1563 and encodes 482 amino acids. NCBI's taxonomy places the organism in Eukaryota, Viridiplantae, Streptophyta, Magnoliopsida, Magnoliales, Magnoliaceae. The record is from RefSeq and is a predicted model, not a curated record. Gene Ontology annotation, molecular function: acetylglucosaminyltransferase activity. The transcript has 4 exons.
ACUUGAAAGUUCAUAUACAGCCGCUGUAUGUGACAUAACCCGUUUCUUUCUUUACCCUUAUCAAAUGCUUUUCCCAUUUUACCCUCUUCUCCUUCCAAUCUCCCACCCCGAAAAAUGCCAAUUUCUCCAAUCAACCCCUGCAAAACCCUCGUAACUCCCUCUUUCCUCUUCCUCUCCUGUUCCAUCUGCCUCCUUUAUCUCUUCCUCUCUCCAUACAGUUUCUCUACGCUCCUACAUACACACCGUAUCCCACCGAAUACCCUCCAAAAUACAUCUACCCCUACUACCCUCCAUCACAUCAUCUUUGGCAUCGCCUCCUCCGCUAAAUCCUGGCCCACCCGGUCCGACUACGUACGUGUCUGGUACAACCCCCAAUCCAUCCGCGCAUACGUAUUCCUCGACCGUAUCCCGCCAAAUACGUAUCCCUACAACGCCAGUUCCAAAACUACCCCUGACAAUAGUUAUAAUGACAGCAGUCUCCCUCCCAUUCGUAUCUCAGAAGAUACUUCCCGUUUUCCGUACACCUUCCCCCGCGGCCUCCGGUCCGCAAUUAGGGUUGCCCGGAUCGUGUCGGAGAUCGUGGCCCUCGAUCUGCCGGAUGUGCGGUGGAUCGUGCUCGGUGACGACGAUACGGUGUUCUUUCCGGAGAAUCUUGCGGUGACGCUGGGGAAGUAUGAUUGGGAUGGUUGGUAUUACGUCGGGGGGAAUUCGGAGGGUCUUGAGCAGAAUUUGAAGAAUUCAUUCGGGAUGGCAUUUGGUGGCGGAGGGUUUGCGGUGAGUUAUCCACUGGCAAGGGUUUUAGCGAGGGUUCUUGAUUCGUGUCUGGUUCGGUAUUCGCAUGUUUAUGGAAGCGAUGCCAGGAUCUUUGCGUGUUUGGCAGAGCUUGGAGUGGGAUUGACUAGGGAGUUAGGGUUUCAUCAGGUUGAUAUCCGUGGAGACUUGUUUGGAAUGUUGUCCGCUCAUCCAUUGACACCUUUGGUAUCUCUACAUCAUUUAGACUAUGUGGAACCGUUCUUUCCCAACAUGACCCGUGUACAGGCUCUGGAACAUCUAUUUGAAGCAGUAAAAGUCGAUCCAGGCAGGAUUUUGCAGCAAACUGUUUGUUAUGACCGUUUGAAUUCACGGACAAUUUCCAUUUCGUGGGGUUAUGCUGUUCAGGUGUAUGAAGGCAAUCGUCUUCUUCCGGACCUUCUUUCUUUGCAGCAGACAUUCAUGCCGUGGAAGAGAAGUCGAAAUAUUUCUUCAAGUCAGUAUAUGUUUAAUACAAGGGAAUUUCCCAGAGACCCAUGUAGGAGACCUGCGAGAUACUUUCUAGAAAGCAUGUUUUCCGAUAAAGAUGGGAUUCGAAGCAACUACAAGAGACAUGUUGAGGGAAAUUGCCAGCUGAGCAAGGUUUCAGCAGAUCACAUUGAAGUUUUUUCUCAGAAGCUUGAUCUUGACGCUAGACAGUUGCAGGCCCCAAGACGGCACUGCUGCGAUGUUUUACCUUCUUCAUUGGAUACAGUAAUGAAGAUUGGUAUUAGAAAAUGCAAAGAUGAAGAGUUAAUUUCUAUGAAUCUGUAGCAACUAAUUGGGAAAUACUGCUCAGAAAGUGAAGCUUCACUCCAGAAAAGGAAUCCGAGAAACCCCAUGCUGUUUGGAUUCAUUCGAUGCAACCCCAAUGCGUUAUUGGCCAACUUUUCAUCUUAGACCAUGUCUCCAGUUAAUCAGAUGGGUUGCUCAAAUACCCCUCCUUUCAGCUCCCAAAUUCUAUUUCCCUUCAUGGUGAAACUGGCUAUUCCUUUUGGCAGAUUCUUGUGUAUGAGGCUUUGGAAGAGCAACUGGUGUCUGUUGUCCGAAAGGAAGUGAUUCCAGCUUCUCGUGGCUCUCAUCUUUCACUCACAAGGGUCAAAAGCAUUAAUCUGGGUGAAGAAAAUAGAUGACAUAGGUGGAUGCAAGCCAACAAAGAGAUGAACACGGUGUGGCUCGGUCAGGCAUUAACAGCUUUCUGUCGUCAUCAAUGGACCAUAGAAACUCAGGUUCAAUCUUUGUGCAUCUCUAUACACACAGCUACUAUCAGUUGCAGUAGAUAGUUUAUGUAGAGUAUUUACUCGGAGAGUUUGAUGGAUGGGUAAACCCUAGUCUGUUAGUUUCCUGUUUUACUGAAGGAGUCACAUAGGAAAGAGGAGUCUGUAUUUUGAAGGCUUCUAGAGCAAGAAUUUGAUGUGAAAAAAACUUUUUAAUUCACCCAUUUGAAUAUAGAAUUAGAGUGAUAAAAUAA